AUGGAUGAUCCCAACUCGGUCAAAAUAAGCCCCCCUGGAAACAUAACCCAGCUGUUAGGUUCCCUUCUGACUCUCACCUGCAACGCUGACUCGAUUCCUGCACCACGUUACAGCUGGUUUUUCAAUAACACCAAUGUGAAUGUGACCAGCAGUAACUUGACCAUUAAUUUGACAUCCUGGGGAAGUGAAGGGGAGUAUAAAUGCUGUGUGUACAACCCUGAAACCGACAUCACGUACUCGGCUUCUGUAACUGUGAAGAUCACAACAGCAAAAGAAACUUCGACUCAUUUGAUGCUUCCUAGGAAAGUCAUUGCUGGUAUCGUGAUUGGCUUGGUGGCUGGAAUAAUUUUGAUUGUUACCCUGCUGUGCUAUUUCUGUGCCCGUGCUUGGAGGAAGAAGCCGCCACCACCGCCAAUGUCAAUCCCAUCCUUGUAUGUGGAGUUGCCCCCAGCCCAAUCAGCGGGGUCCUCAAGCAAGCCUGAGAAUCCCGACGACUCCAGCAUCACAUACCAGGAGCUGCAGUAUGGAGAUGAGUCUCUGUAUCAAGAGCUGGAGAAGUGAACAAGAUCUUCAGCGAGCAGAGAAUUACAGUAAUGGAUUCAGCUUCUUCUAGGCAACCCUUAAUUCAGUUCUUCCACUCUGCAAGGGAUAAAAUAUUCAACCUGGCCUUAGAAAAAGCCAUUCCUAAUUUAACAUGGAUUAGAUAUACCUUACAUAAUUGAAUGUAGUGUAAGUAGUAGGGAAGAUAUAUUUCGUAUGCAUAUAACACCACACCUAAAGGAGUAGCAGUGGCUACUGGUUAUAUUAUUAUUAUUAUUAUUAUUAUUAUUAUUAUUAUUAUUAUUAUUAUUAUUAUUAUUAUCCAGGCCAGGU
Elgaria multicarinata webbii is the source of this 873-nucleotide messenger RNA. RefSeq names its product carcinoembryonic antigen-related cell adhesion molecule 5-like. Lineage: Eukaryota; Metazoa; Chordata; Lepidosauria; Squamata; Anguidae. The record is from RefSeq and is a predicted model, not a curated record. Bases 1 to 561 code for a protein of 186 amino acids. The transcript is spliced from 7 exons.